Molecule: messenger RNA, 756 nt
Organism: Drosophila kikkawai
Lineage: Eukaryota; Metazoa; Arthropoda; Insecta; Diptera; Drosophilidae
Source: RefSeq, a predicted model, not a curated record
AUGAGAACUAUAGGAAACGUUGUACCACUCCUGGUUUUAUUUAUGGUGUUUGAAUCUGGCUCCGUUCAUGCUUCCAGAUUUAAGUUUACCAACUUUGUUUGUGAUUCACUAAAUGAAUCCGUGCUUUUGGUGCACAAAUGCCGCUUAAAGGCAGUUCGUCGGGACCGAACUACACUGAACUUCAAUGGGACUUUGCAGCAAACAGUUAAUAACGUCCGGGUGCACGGCCAGAUUUUCAAGAGGGCUAAUGGAUACAAGCCGUGGCUCUAUAACAUCACCAUAGACGGCUGUCGAUUUAUGCGAAAACCCUACGAACCAGUGGUAAUACUCGUUUAUAACCUAUUUAAACAGUUCUCAAACUUCAAUAAGCCGUGUCCCUACGACGGGCCAGUCUACGUAAUGGGGUUCCACCUCCUGGGGUCACAGAUUCCAGUUCCACUUCCUUCUGGCGAAUACCUAGUUUUAAUUAAGUGGUAUACCGAUAAGACACUAAUAAUUUCCACUGGUAUAUAUUUUUCAUUUGAAGAGAAUUGGCAAUGACCCCUGGGUUGGCAUUCCUUAGCUUUGUAAUCUACUUCACAAAAAGGAAAGUGAUGGCUUUAAAUCAAGUUAUAUAACUUCUCCAAAUAAGUUUAAUCAAAAUUUACUUUACAGGGCUCAUUUUCCAUCUGAAGUGGUUGCAAAUAUUUAUUUCAAAAGUAUUUCUUCAUUUUUCAAUUAUUACCUUUUGUAUUAUUCAAUGACAAAUGUAAUAAA